GUUCCUUGUCUUCUCAUUUAUUGCUUUCAACAGUUCGACCCCUCAACAACAUUCUUCAAGAUAGCUCCUAAUCACUGAUCUGAACAAUUUCUCUCUCUAAACGUCUCAGUUUUCAUCAUCUUGUGGCCUCUUUAUCAAUGCAUACAUUUUUUGAAUAUACGAAGCUUUUGGCAUUGAAAGUUUGCUGCUUUUUGCAAUAGGGGAAAGGUUAGAGGAUCUUGAUCUCAUAUGGAAAGUCAGGAGCAAAUGGAUGCUCAUUGUUGCUGUCACUUCAUUGGUUUGUGAAUAUGGGAAUGGAGAAACAAGGCACAAGGAAUGGAGGUUAUGUUGCUGGCUUCUUCAGAUGUUUGACUGGAAUGCAAAAUCUCGGAAGAAAUUGUUCUCGACCAAGUCUGACUUACCAGUGCAAUCCAAACAAAAAAAGAUAUGCGAUGGAAAUUUGCCAAUGACUCAGCUUGAUACGUUGUACGAUGAUUUGAUGGCAGCCAGGUCAAGUAUUAAAGGAAGUAGUGAUUAUAGUUGUGCUUCAUCCGUUGCAGAUGAGGACUUAUGUGGAACCAAGUCCCCAGGAGUUGUUGGAAGACUUAUGGGAUUGGAUUCCUUGCCAAAAUCCAAUAUCCUGGAUUCAUACUCGACGCCACUUUUUGAUACUAGGUCUCCACCUGAUGUGCAUUGCCAUCCCAAAAAUUUGAAAUGUUUUCAAGAUUAUGAAACCAUGCACUCGAGCAGUUCGCACGAGUUUCCUGCUAGGAAAGUUUUGGAGCCUAAGUAUCAGAAGCUGAUAACUAUGCCAAUCGAAAAGUUUCAAACUGAAACUUUACCACCUAAAUCAGCUAAAUCGAUUCCCGUUACUCACAACAAACUUUUACCUCCAAUCAAAAGUGCUAAUGUUAUCCCACCUACGAAUGCGGCUCACAUAAAGGAAGCAGCUGCCAGAAUCAUUGAACCGGGAUAUCAGGCUACUGCAAAAGCAAAGAAAGUCCGGUCUUCCUCCAUUCCCUUAAGAGUACAGGACUUGAAGGAGAAGGUGCAAGAACCUGGAAAACCAUCAAAACGUUCUAAAGCUUCUGAGAAGCCUAGUGAAUCUAGUGCUGUCUACCUUAAAGGACAACCUAGGACUAAAAGCUGGAGCGAAUCGGUGGAUUCAAAAUCACUAAGGAUCUUGACGGAUUCAGAAGAAUGUUAUUCUGGUGUAAAAAGUACAGGGAAAUCCAUAUCACUCGCAUUACAGGCGAAGGCCAAUGUUCAGAAACGUGCAGGCAUAAAAGUAAGUGGCAGCAGAAAUUUGAUGGGCGAAAAUGAGUAUACUUCAGCCCCAUUGUUCCAAAGUCAACCGAGUAUGCAAAAGAGUAUGCUUAAGAAACCAUCUACACAUGGUUCAAGAGUGUUCCGACAAAAUAAUCAGAAACAAAAUUGUGUUGCUGAAAGAGGAAAAUCGCCUCCAGUGAAGCCCUUUGCUUCCGACUCACAAGGUGGUGGGAAAGCGCUCAGUGGAGAUUCUUCUUCUGCAAGAAAAAAGAACUUGAGUAAACUUCCCGAAACCUCUAAGGUUGGUUCCAGGAGGUCAAGUUUUGAGGGUAAAAAUGAUAGAAAUGAGGUAUCAUAUUCUAGUUCCGAAAAAAUUUCCCGUAAGAAACGAUCUACUGAUGGGGAUUACCAGUAUGAGAUAAAUCAGGCUGCCCAUAACAAAAUGAUCGAUAGAAAUAGGAAAAUGAUUCAAUCCUGUUCUCUUGUGGACGGGCCAAUUAGUUGUGAUAAAGACAACAGAAGGAAGGGAACGGACGUUGUUUCUUUUACAUUCACUGCUCCAAUGACACAAUCCAUACCUGGCUCUGAAAGCUCGACAGAGGUUGGGGAUAAAUGUAAAAAGACACUGGUGAGCUCGGAUGGUUUGAAUGUUUCAAAGUUCUCUUUCCCAGGACAUAAUAUUUUGCAAGGUGAUGCAUUAAGCACCCUUUUGGAGCGAAAGCUAAAAGAACUGACACGUGUUGUAGAGUUUCCCCUACAUAGGAAAGAGAUGGCAAGUAGUUCUUACUCGACACCCUCAACCAUGUUACACGAUGGCAAAACCAAAGAUGGAAUUCACAAAUCUAAUCUGGUUAGCCAAUGUGACUCUAGCUUUUCAGCAGAUCUUCGGGGAUUCAAAACAAGAAAUCAGCGUCGGAAACAGGGAGUAAAUGAAGAAACAGACCACCAAGGGAGAAGGGUUUCUGAAGCCAAAAAUUUACUCGAUCCUUGGCUUCCUAGUCCAGUUUCCGUCCUUGAGCUGUCUUCCUUCGCAGAAAGUUGCAGUUCUUUGGAUACUGUCGAUAGUAAUAGUACAACAGGUAGCAGGCAGUGUUCAUCAGUUCAAGCUCAAGAAGUGCUUGGUACUUAUUCUUUGAAAAAAUUCAUUCCAAGUGAAGGAGAUGCCGAGUUAUCAGAUUCAGCUUCUUCAAUUUCCUUACCUGUGACUAAUUGUGGAAAGUCAACAGAAUGGGAACUAAUAUAUGUGAAGGAGGUACUAUGUAACAUAGAGAUGAUGUUCAAGGAUUAUGCAAUAGACCAGGCUCGCGAGAUUAUAAAUCCGAAUCUUUUUUAUCAACUGGAAAGUCAGAAAGGAAUGUUGAAUGGUAAUGAUCUUGUGCCUAGAAUAAGCCGAAGGCUACUUUUUGAUUGUGUGAAUGAAUUCUUGGAGUCAAAAUGCAGGGUAUAUGUUGGAUGGGGAAGCAAAAUAUGGGAGAAGGGUGUUUCUGCAAUUAGAGGAAAGGAGACGUUAGCUCAAGAAAUGUAUAGUGAGAUUCUUGGUUGGAGUUCAAUGAGAGAUUAUAUGAUUGAUGAACUUGUAGAUAAGGACAUGAGUAGUCGCUAUGGAAGAUGGCUCGACUUUGAAAUUGAAGCAUUUGAACUCGGAAUAGAGAUUGAGGAUCGGAUUCUUAAUUCUUUGUUAGAUGAAGUAGUUGCUGAUGUAUUGAUGCUCUAGCAUGGCAAAAUCCCUUCAUAGUUUGGAUCAA
Molecule: messenger RNA, 2993 nt
Organism: Olea europaea var. sylvestris
Lineage: Eukaryota; Viridiplantae; Streptophyta; Magnoliopsida; Lamiales; Oleaceae
Exons: 6
Coding region: 251-2962 (903 amino acids)
Source: RefSeq, a predicted model, not a curated record